Messenger RNA from Rosa chinensis, 1102 nucleotides. RefSeq names its product esterase AGAP003155. The coding region runs from base 185 to 871 and encodes 228 amino acids. The record is from RefSeq and is a predicted model, not a curated record. The transcript has 5 exons. Lineage: Eukaryota; Viridiplantae; Streptophyta; Magnoliopsida; Rosales; Rosaceae.
AUUUAGUGUUCCCCAUUCCCUUCACUCCAUUCGCAUUGAAAGCAGGAAACUCCAACACGACGUCGUUGCGACCAAGGCCGCGCCUUUUAAAUCCCCCACCACCUCCCGCACUAGCGGAACUGACCAGAACAACAACAACAGCCUCAACCUUUCCGAAACGACAAGGAACACCAACAACAACAACAUGGGAAGCGAGGGUUGUGCCGCGGCUUCUGAUUCGAGGAAACCCAGGUUUCUUUGCCUUCAUGGGUUUCGAACCAGCGGUGUGAUCAUGAAGACCCAACUGGGUAAAUGGCCGGAGUCGGUGCUCAACAAUUUCGACCUGGACUUUCUCGAUGGGCCUUUCCCGGCCCAAGGUAAAUCCGAAGUCGAGGGCAUUUUCGAUCCUCCUUAUCACGAGUGGUUCCAAUUCAGCAAGGAUUUUCUUGAGUACACGAACUUUGACGAGUGUCUUGAAUUCAUUGAAGAUUACAUGAUCAAGAAUGGACCCUUUGAUGGGCUACUUGGCUUUUCCCAGGGGGCAAUACUGUCAGCGGCACUGCCGGGUCUACAAGCAAAGGGUUUGGCACUGACCAAAGUACCUAAAAUUAAGUUCCUCAUAAUAAUUGGAGGCGCAAAAUUCAAGUCAGCAACCGUGGCUGAAAAUGCUUAUUCAUCUCCUAUUCAAAUUCCGUCUCUUCACUUUUUAGGAGAAACAGACUUCUUGAAGCCAUAUGGACUCGAACUGCUAGAAAACUGUGUAGAUCCUACCGUGAUUCAUCAUCCCAAGGGCCACACAAUACCACGACUCGAUGAAAAGGGUUUAGAGACCAUUAUGAGCUUCAUUGAGACAAUUCAGAAGAAGUUGGACGAGAAGGAGGAGCAACAGUAACGAUGAAACUUAAGAAAAUACACAAAUAACUUGCACAACAUUCUGGCCAUAUGCCCCUAUUUUGGGUUUGUUGAGGUGUAUCCGAUCUGUAUUGUGUUGGCGCUAUUUUAAGCCAUAUUCUUUGCAUGUUGUUGUUCAGUCGAACUUAAUAAGAAAAAUCUGCAUGUGCCCAGAAAGUUUUCCAUAGUAAAAGAAAGAAAAAGAACAUAAAUAUGUCAUGUAUAUUGGUUU